GGAAAACUUGCCUAGUAGUUUUGCCUUUUCUGCUUUUCUCCCACUAUAUUGUUGGAAUGGAACACUGAUGGUGGGGUUCUUGAAAGAUUAAUCUACGCUACGGCUACUUCCGAUUCUGCUGGAUUAGCGUCUCACACACGAGGGCGUACGUUCCUACGUAGAGUGUAGAGUAGAGUGCUAUUCUUGCUAGUUGCUGCUCUGCUGCUACUAGCAUGUUUGCUGCUUCGAUGAACCGAUCUUGUAAAUCAGUGAUGGUGUUUAAUCUCAGUCGGUGUGGAGAAUGAGCGUUGCUGCUGCUGGCUGGCUGCUGUUAAGAGCUGAUUUGGUUUUCCCAGAGUUUGGAUGGAAAAUUUUUCCAGCCGUACCAAAUACGAUGUGAAAAGUGUCGUCCGUUUCGUCGACAAGUGUUUUCCGAUUUCGCUUAGUUUUUUCACCUAGCUAAUCGUUAAGUCGCCUUCCGGACGAAGCUACUUUUAUUGAGUGAACUGCUGUUCCUACUGUUUGUUAGUUAAUCUACGACCCUACGAAAAAAUGGAUACCCGCGUCUGUGCUGCUGAUCUGUAAAAAAAUCGUGAAAAGUUGUCAGUGAAUUUUAUUUAAUCUAUCGCAUGAUGUGAAUGCUAAAGGGUAUUUCUGGGAAGGGAAUGAAAAAGAUAUGAAUCAAGAUGGAUUGGUAGCGAGUUCUCGUGCUGAAACGAGUGGAAAUACUUUGGGAUCGCCGCUGACCGUAGCCAUUCGAGUGGACCAGCACUGGGAUAUGGCGAGCAAUUUUCAACGCUAAUCGAGCAUCACGAGGAAUUUCCGCACAAUUCAUUCCGUAGAGCGUAAUUUGUGCGAUUAACCCCUUGCUUGGAGCUUGGGGUGGUAGUUGUGAUUUGUGUGUCCAGUGCAAAAUAAAAAAAAAUAUUGAAGCAUAAGUAUAAAUCACCAGCUGCGGGGUGUCUCCAUGUGAGUUAUUCCGAUCUACAUUCGAAUCAUGCUGAAUUUUGGAGUAGGAGCAGUACGUGCCUAAAUAAUUCAAAUCGCUCGAUGCCAUCAUUAAAAGCGACAAUUGUCCAUUCCGGCCGGAGAAUAGUUUUUCCCAAAUACAUAAGUAUGUAGAACCGGUUGACUUCUAGCCCUGUCGCAGAAUAAUUUUUCUCCUUGAAGUUACAGAGCCCCCCUAUCCAGCAAAAGGUACCACAAGCGAGAAGCUUAGGUUAGGAAUGAUGAUGAUGAUGAAUCACGCUGAUUUGCUAGAUUGUCGAUUUCGCAACAAUUGUCCGAGGGCCCGAGGAAACGAUCGAUUAAGAUUGGAACAAUAGAAGUCAACUCGACUGUGCUCAACCGCUGUAGGUGAUCAUUCUGGCCCGGGCGUUUUUUCCGGUAGACGAUGGUAACGAUGACCACGGAAAUCGAUAAAGACAAGGCAGCUUCGAUAGCGAAAAAAAUGGCCUCCUCCGAGAAGGACAAAGACAAAGAGAAGGAAAGGGACAAAGACAAGGAGAAGGAAAAGGAUAAGGAAAAAAGUAAAGAAAAGGAAAAGGACAAAGACAAAGGCGUGAUUAGCAGUGCCAGCAACUGCAAUCCGAGCGGAAGUGGGACCAGUUCCGGUUGUGCGGCACCUAGCGGGAGCAGACCGAACCAAUCACACAGCACCCAGGUCGUGAUGAAUCAGGAUGCUCCCAAUAUUUUAGUGUAUAGAAAGAUGGAAGCGAUUGUUGAACGAAUGCAAAGCGAAGAGGGUGGCGUAUCCGUACGAACUAUUAAAGCUUUCAUGAGUAAAGUACCGUCCGUAUUCACUGGUGCCGAUUUGAUUGCGUGGAUCAUGAAAAAUCUCAAUAUUGAAGAUGUGGCGGAAGCGUUGCAUUUGGCUCAUUUGCUCUCAUCCCAUGGAUAUCUGUUCCCGAUAGACGAUCACCAGCUGACGGUGAAGAAUGACGGGACAUUCUAUCGAUUCCAGACACCGUAUUUUUGGCCUUCGAACUGUUGGGAACCGGAAAACACAGACUACGCGGUCUACCUUUGCAAACGAACCAUGCAGAAUAAAACGCGUCUGGAGCUGGCUGAUUACGAAGCCGAAAAUUUGGCCAAGCUUCAGAAAAUGUUCUCCCGGAAGUGGGAGUUUAUCUUUAUGCAGGCGGAAGCUCAGAGCAAGGUCGACAAGAAGCGCGACAAGCUGGAGCGGAAAGUUUUGGACUCACAAGAGCGUGCAUUCUGGGAUGUACACCGUCCGAUGCCAGGUUGUGUGAACACCACUGAGGUUGACAUCAAGAAGGCGUAUCGUCGGGGUGCCUCCACCCACGGUUCUGGCUCAUCCGGUGCCGCCGUCAAUAGCAAUCCAAUCGAGCAACUCACUAGACAAAUUAAGCUCUUAAAACUCAAAUUAGAACGUAGAACUAUCAAGAUCUCCAAAGUAGCUGAAUCUUAUAUAUCAUAUUUUGAACAAUACCACGAAUACGAUUACUUUCUUUCAUCUCCUGAUCAGCCUAAUCCCUGGAUUACGGACAAUACUGAAAUGUGGGAUGCUGAUCGAACUGCCAAAGACGUUACAUUGAAGCGUGUCAAGCGAUGGGCCUUCAGUUUACGAGAGCUGUUAAACGAUCCGGUUGGGCGGGAACAAUUUUCCAGAUUCCUGGACAAGGAAUUCAGUGGAGAGAACUUGAAGUUCUGGGAAACAGUCCAAAGCAUGAAGGCCCAGCCCCAGUCCAAGGUCAAGGAAGCGGCCCAUGCGAUCUAUCUGGAGUUUCUGGCACCGGAUGCACCCUGUCCGGUCAAUGUGGACUCAAAAUCGAUGGAACUGGCCCGGGAAGCAGUCAGCGAGGCGGCCCCGCCCAAUCGGUGGUGUUUCGAUGUUGCCGCCGCCCACGUGUACCACCUGAUGAAAAGCGACUCGUACUCAAGAUACCUGCGGUCGGACAUGUACAAAGAGUACCUUAACGGAUCCAAGAAGAAAAUCAAAUCCAUACCGAACCUGUUCGGGGUGAAACGUUAAGGCGAUCGAUUCGGGAGUGCGCACUGGAAUUGAACAAUAAGCAAAAGGAAGAAACGAAAAUUUUAAGGGCUCCGUCACAUACUAUACUAGAGGCCCGUGAAUUGAUUCAACGGAUUCAACCAACAGUUUUAAAUCAGGUUAAUACCGAUUAAAUAACAAAAAAAGCAAAUUGAGUAAAAUAAAAAAUGCCCAUUGAAUUGAACUGUAGAUUUAUUAGUCGAUAAGUCAAGCUUGUUAAGACAAAGUGUAAAAUCAAAAGUAUAAAAAACGGAAGAAAAAAUCAAUCCAAGAAAAUUGAGAAACCACGAGGAAUUGUUGAAUAUAUUUCGAAAUUAGUGUGAUUUGGACUAGUUCGCCUGUUUUGACGGGCGAACGCCACGAUCUGUAUUAAAAAUAUCGAUAAAACUAUAAUUGAUAAAGAAGAAGAAAACACAACCAAACCAAUGGAAACCCAACCAGAAUACGGAUUCAGUAUUCUGCAAAAACAAAAUAAAAGAAGAAAAACACGAAAAGUCAUUCAAUGAAUUAUUGGAAUAUAAAUCUGAAGGAAAUAUAUAUUAUAUUGAUGACAAAUUGUCAUGUAA
Messenger RNA from Uranotaenia lowii, 3558 nucleotides. Its product is annotated as regulator of G-protein signaling 7-like. Lineage: Eukaryota; Metazoa; Arthropoda; Insecta; Diptera; Culicidae. The record is from RefSeq and is a predicted model, not a curated record. The transcript is spliced from 7 exons. Gene Ontology annotation, biological process: regulation of G protein-coupled receptor signaling pathway; intracellular signal transduction; G protein-coupled receptor signaling pathway. Bases 1373 to 2974 code for a protein of 533 amino acids.